This is a messenger RNA of Oreochromis aureus, 12531 nucleotides long. RefSeq names its product WNK lysine deficient protein kinase 1b (gene wnk1b). The coding region runs from base 1299 to 7484 and encodes 2061 amino acids. NCBI's taxonomy places the organism in Eukaryota, Metazoa, Chordata, Actinopteri, Cichliformes, Cichlidae. Gene Ontology annotation, biological process: monoatomic ion homeostasis; positive regulation of sodium ion transmembrane transporter activity; negative regulation of sodium ion transport. Gene Ontology annotation, cellular component: cytosol; cytoplasm. The record is from RefSeq and is a predicted model, not a curated record. The transcript has 33 exons. Gene Ontology annotation, molecular function: chloride channel inhibitor activity; potassium channel inhibitor activity; ATP binding.
UGCGGCUGUGCUGCGUGAAAGCCCAGCAGUUGCUUUGACGAGUCAUCGCUGGAGAAGAUCCCAGAGCAGACGGAUCCGCUGUCUGAUGGCUUGAAAACGGGGAAUCACUGUGGACCGCAGCGGAUUUAUAGCAUCGUACGAGCCCGGAGGAGCGACGCGGAGGCGGCACGAGCGGACCGGUUGCAGACACGGGUCGGGAUACAUUACCUUUAAGUGAGGCUGUUAUCGUUUUUUGUUUUUGGAAGCCGGACACAGACAACACGGAGAGAAAAGUAGUACCACAGCCUCCGCGACAGCAGCGGGCGAACUUGUCAUCUCUGUCCUGUGGGAGGUGUCUGUCUGUCGGCUUGGGGCUCUCUGCACGCACCGCUCGUCUCGUCACUGAUUGGACCUUUUUAAUUUGAGGGAUAUUUGUUGUGUUUUGUACAAAUCGCUCUUAUUUUGUGUUUUCCUUCAACCAACUGUGGCUUUAAUGUGACGCACCACACUGACACUUGUGCUGUGUGUAGAGCAGACCCUCUGCAGAGGAGUAAAAGGCUUCCUAAUCAAGUUUUUCCCCCCUUCAUAUUUCUGCGGCAACGGCACAGACCACACCGAUGUCAUAGGGACAAGGACAGAAGCAGACCAAGCUGGGCCAGGCUAGGCCAGGCCUAGGCCUACCUAGCCAUCAAUCUGGCCUUACAAUAGAGGCCAGCAACCUCUCUUGGAAGUCUUUUGUUCAGGCAGCUGAGGAGGCUUCAGCCUGGUCUUACAGAGACGUCACCAGACCUAAAAAUCAAACUUUGGCAUCCAGGCACCUUCUGUCAUCUUUUAAGAGGCCAUACUGGUCUAAUAGAUCUCCAGUCAUUCCAUGUUGCGGUCAUCCCAGUCUGGUUGUUGGCAGCAGGAUGGAGUUACGCGUUGAUUUGACGGUUAUCGUCUCACUGCAGUGCUUGCACCCCUCCUCUGUUGACUGCCUUUCAUCCCUUCCCUCCCCAGUUUUUAAGAGAAAGCCCCUUCCUCUCACCUGGGGCUUCCCUGAGCCCUCCACGAAAGGGCCUUGUAGAAACUGUGGGUUGUUAAUUUAAAACAUUGCAAAGAGGAAAACAAAAAAAUACAAAAGACAUCAAGGAUUGCUGCAUUCAGUCGAUUUUUCUUUGUUCUAUUGCACAUUAACUUUCAUUUUCUUGCAGUUUGAUCAAAGGUUAAUGAACUAGGAGGUUGAGAUCUGUGCUCAGAGUUUACAGGAAUAAGUUACAUAAAAGUCUUUACAUACAGAUUUGCUCUUUUACAGUUUGAGCUUUUUUUUUUUUGAAAGAAUGUCUGAAGAAAAUAGCAGCAGCAAAGCAGUGAAAUUCAUUGCUCCUCUUGCCCCUGUUUCUUCUCCGUCCCACUGCCCAUCACCCCAGACCCCCCACAAGAAUGUGAACGGCUCUGCCAGUUCAGACACGCAUGUCGUGGAGAAGCUUGGUGGAGAGCCGGAGGUCCAACGUCGGCGCCACACAAUGGAUAGAGACUCUAAAACGGCCGAGCACCGGUUCUUCCGCCGGAGUGUCAUUUGUGACUCGAACGCCACAGCUUUGGACCUGCCCAGCAAAGCAGCUGUGUUACUCACAUCACCCCCAGACUGUGAAGGGACUCCCACCAUCUUUUCUCCACAGCUUUUAAACCUUGGAUCUGGUGGACAGGAUUAUGAAGGUGAGGAGUCCCAAAGAGGUUCCUAUCUGCAGAGCAGUACCCUUCAGCCUUCAUUUGGGCAUGGUGGGGCAGUCGAAGAGGGGGGUCUACAAAAUGCCGAGGGAGAUUUGGAUGUGUGCACGAUUGCUGUUCCUACCAGUAGCAGUGUUGAACAUAGUGCAGAUGGGGCAGUAACAGAGCCCAGCUCGACAGUAUUGGAUGUUACCAAUAAAACAGUAGCCAAACAGCCUGACAUCGUAUUGCGUCCCAGAGGGCUUCAGGAACAGGUGGCCAAAGACGGAAAAGCAGUAGAAAAUGUGUAUGAGGGAAGCAUCAGUAGUCCAACCGAGGAGAAAGACAGGGAGAUGGAGGAGGAGAAGGGGCUCGCGAAAGCACGGGCAGAGCAGAGGGAGAAACGGGAGCAAGAAGAAAUAGAGGAGGCUGAAACAAAAGCUGUAGGGACUUCACCAGAUGGACGCUUCCUGAAGUUUGACAUUGAGAUCGGGAGAGGGUCUUUUAAGACUGUCUACAAGGGUUUGGACACUGAGACAACAGUGGAAGUGGCAUGGUGUGAGCUACAGGAUCGUAAACUGUCCAAGUCCGAGCGCCAGCGGUUCAAAGAGGAGGCCGGCAUGCUGAAGGGUCUCCAGCAUCCUAACAUUGUCCGCUUCUAUGACUCCUGGGAGGGUCCCUGCAAAGGAAAGAAAUGCAUUGUUCUCGUCACUGAGCUCAUGACAUCUGGCACGCUAAAAACCUACCUGAAGCGAUUCAAGGUGAUGAAAAUCAAAGUUCUGCGCUCAUGGUGCAGACAGAUCCUGAAAGGCCUUCACUUCCUGCACACCAGAGCGCCACCCAUCAUUCACAGAGACCUGAAAUGCGACAACAUCUUUAUCACAGGGCCCACGGGCUCGGUGAAGAUAGGGGACCUGGGGUUGGCCACGCUGAAGAGAGCCUCUUUUGCCAAGAGCGUCAUAGGUACACCAGAGUUUAUGGCUCCAGAGAUGUAUGAGGAGAAGUAUGAUGAAUCUGUAGACGUCUAUGCUUUUGGGAUGUGUAUGCUGGAGAUGGCGACCUCAGAGUACCCCUACUCCGAAUGCCAAAAUGCUGCCCAGAUCUACAGACGAGUUACUAGUGGAGUGAAGCCUGCCAGCUUUGACAAGGUAGCCAUUCCCGAGGUGAAAGAAAUUAUCGACUGCUGCAUCAGAACUAACAAGGAUGAGAGGUAUGCCAUAAAGAUCCUGUUGAACCAUGCGUUCUUCCAGGAGGAAACAGGGGUCAGGGUUGAACUGGCAGAAGAGGACGAUGGAGAAAUGAUUGCUAUUAAACUGUGGCUCAGGAUAGAAGACGUGAAGAAGCUCAAAGGAAAAUACAAAGACAACGAAGCCAUCGAGUUCUCCUUUGACCUGAACAAGGACGUCCCUGAAGAUGUGGCCCAGGAAAUGGUUGAGUCUGGCUAUGUUGCUGAGGCUGACCAUAAGACCAUGGCCAAGGCCAUCAAGGACCGUGUGUCUCUGAUCCGGAGGAAGCGAGAACAGAGGCAGCUGGUUCGAGAGGAACAGGAGAAGAGGAAGCUGGAGGCAGAACAACAGCAGCAGCAGCAGCAGCAGCAACAACAGCAACACGAUACACACAAAGCUUCACACACACAGGCAGAGACCGAGGAGGUCGAAGUGGAGCAGCACCAGCUUCUCUAUCAGCAGGCGAGCAUCUCACACACAUCUGAAGGAGGCGUGGACAGUGGCCAGGGUUCCUCUGUUUUCUCCUCAGACUCCCCCCACCUGGGUCAGCUGACCAUGUCGUACAGCUGCCCCCCUUCUAGCCAGCCUCCUUCCCAGCCCCAGACCCCCUAUCCCCCUACCCCCUCUGCUACCCCACAGCAGCACCCGGGCUAUGCCCAGCCGCCGCAGCCGAUGCAGACUCAGGUGUCCUCCCCUCAGCCAACUUCAGGACCACCUUUGGUCCCUGCCAGCACACAGCCACCACUUUCUGGGACCGCCCAACAGGUUGCCUCAUCUAGCCAGAGUAGCACAUCACUUCAAAGCCCCACACACACCCCUCUGCCACAGUCGCCUGCACAGCCUGCCUCACAAUCUUCAGAGUUACCUCAGUCCCAGCUACAGCCACCUCAAGUUCUCUCAUUCAUAGAGAGUGGCCAUUCUGAGACUUCAGGUUUGAGCGACGGCAACGAAGGAGGAGGAGGAGGUCGUCAUGAAGGGCGCUCGGCCAAGCGACACCAGAGACGUUCUGUGCGAAGUCGAUCGCACCAUGAGAAGACGACCAAGGCGAAACUCAAUGUUCUCAAUAUCUCCAACCUCGGAGACAGGGUAGCAGAGUGUCAGCUGGAGACCCACAACAGGAAGAUGGUGACCUUUAGGUUUGACUUGGAUGGAGACAACCCUGAGGAAAUUGCCCAGAUCAUGGUCGAGAGUGAGUUUAUCCUGGAGAGCGAGAGAGAGUCAUUUAUUGAACAGGUCAGAGAGGUGAUAGAGAACGCUGAUGAGAAGGGUCUGGAAAGAGAUGCCAACAGCCAGACAAAGAAAACAAUGGCAGGUGACACGGAACAGCAGAAUCCUGCAAUAUCUGCCCCCAUGCAAGGCAUCCCACCCAGUCCAUCUGCACAAGUGGUCCACUCGGCAGGUCGGAGGUUUAUCGUCAGCCCUGUACCCGAAGCGAGGCUGAAGGAACAAAUGCUUCCCACCUCUCCUUCUCUUGCGCCUCAUGUUGAGACGGUUUCUCCACCUCCAUCACAGACUCCAGGUCAAGGUUUGGGCUUGUCCCAUUCUGCAGGAGCAGUCAGCUUACAGCAAGCAUUCUCUGAACUCCGACAGAACCUAAAUCAGCUUGAUUCAGGUCCCAACACUGCCCCACCCUCCAUCCACUCCACCCAUCCUCCACUUCUGGAGCCUGCAGCAGCUUCUGUCCCUUCACAGAGUAGCACGCUCACUCCCACUGUGGAUGCCACUGCUGGGCAUGUCCCUUCUAAUUUAAACACAACACAGGAUGCCUCUCUUCCUCCUCUUUCUGUAUCCUCGACCCCUUCCGCCAUCCAUCUCAGUCCUCCCUGUUCCUCUUCUCCCCCUACAACAGUGAAUCAAGGCAUCCUUCAAUCACAGGUACUUUCACAGCCAGUAACUCAGGUUGUCUCACAACCCCAGACACAGGUACAAGCACAGCCUCAGCCCCAGGCUUUCAGCCACCCUCAGUCCCAGACAGUUUCUUCUGUCAGUGCUGCUUCAGUACCUUCCACUUUACCAACAGUGGUUCCCCCACAAAUGCUCACCUCCCCUCCUCUAGCCCACACCAUUCCUUUUGUGUCCUCCCCGCCCUCUUCAUCUCUUAUAGCCAGUGAAGUCUCCUCUGAUCAUUCAUCAGUCUUGCCAACUCCUUCCCUGACCUCCUCAGUCAUCCCCACCACUGCCAUCCUAGGUCCCCAGCUCGCGCCCUCUGUCGUCUCCCUCCCUGCUCCUACUCCCUCAUCUUCUGCUGGAGGACUUCUGCCGGUGACCACAAAUGUCCCCGCAGUCCAACCAACUUUGGUGCACUCUCAGCCUCAGACAGCAGCCCUCCCUGGGCAGACGCACGCCCACAGUGACUGCGACCCCAGAUGUGAGCACUCCUCUGAGUCGCAGUGCAAACCAGACGACAUCCAAGCUCUGGAAAUGAAGCUGCGCUCUCUCUUCAUGGACCUCGGAGGCGGGGUGCCUUCCACCCAGGGAGACAUCAUAGCUGCUGAUCUGGCUGCUGUGGCAGGUACCUCGUCACCAGUAGGCCCUUGCUCCACCUCCACCACGUCUGUCGCAGCAUCUGGCUCCAGCCAGUCAGCCAUUCCUCCUCAACCUCCUUCCAGCCUGGCGCUGGGGUCACUGGGAUCCCCUGCUCCAAUCCAGGGCCCUGGGACGCCUGUCUUCACCCCUGCACAGUCUAUCAUCCCUGUCUCAUUAGGCCAGACCACUCCAUCCAAAACGCCCUUAUCCAGAGUACCGGCCAGUUCUCCUCCUUCAGAACUCCCGCCACCCUUCCCCGGACCUUGUGUAAUACAGUCCCAGCAGCCUCUGGAGGACUUGGAUGCCCAGUUAAGGAGAGCGCUGAGUCCAGAGACCGUUCCUGUGGGCUCUCAGGCCUCCCAUGUUAGUGUGGCUUCAGUUGGACAACCAGUUCCCUUUCCAGUGGAGGAAGAAACUUUGUCCUCUCCUGUUCAUCCUCCUCAAACUCAAUUAGGACGAUUUAAGGUCUCACGGGCUAUCGAAGAGCCUGCUGUCCAGCGACCGGCCUGCACCGAGUCUUCCUCCACCACCUCCUCCACUUCAUCUUCCUCAUCAUCCUCUACUCUCUCUAGCCCAGAGAACACAUUGCACAAAAACUCCUCGUCGCCUCUGAAAGCGGAAGGAGCAGAAAAAACAGGAGACGUGGUGGACGGGCCCCCUCACAAGACUCCCGUUGGAUCCCACCACCCCUCCCCUCUAACAUCCCCUUGCCCCUCCCCCAAACCACCUACCACCACCAUAGGACGCUUUCAGGUUACUACUAAACCCGAGGCCCGCGUUGGUAGAUUCUCAGUCAGUCGUGCUGAGGAGCAGAGUCCUCCACCUGCUGCCAAAGCUGCUAAUGGACCCAGCGAUCCUGGCCAAGUUUUGACCCCAGAUUCUACCCAUAAAGCCUCUCUGCCGAGUCUAAACAACUCCUUCAAUAACUCCUACAUCAGCAGUGACAAUGACUCGGAAUUUGAGGAUGAGGACUUCAAACGGGAAGUCACUCGCCUCAGAGAGAAACACAUGCGUGAGAUUCAGGAACUUCAAUCCCGCCAGAAGGAGGAAAUAGACCGUCUGUUCACCAGGCUGGGAAAGGUUCCUCCACCUUCAGUGAUGCCUCCUGUUUUGCCCUUGACUGGCAGGAGGAGACGGCCCGCCAAAAGCAAGUCAUCGAAAUCGUCCAGAACCAGCUCCACGCACGGCAGCAAGAGUCCAUUACAGCCAGGCAGCACUUUAUCCGCCCAGAGCGUCCCGACUAUGUACCCCGGCCAGCUGGCUCUGCUAGCCCCAGGAGGAUUAGCCGAUUCGAACAGCAGCACUCUGCUCCAGCCCCUCAAACCCUCUCCCUCCAGUGACAACCUGUGUUCAGCCUACACCAGCGAGGCGGCGCUCUCUGUGCCCAGCCUGUGUGCUCCCACCCCAGGGACUAAUAGCACCAAUGCAGUGAGCGGUUCAGGUGGUUUGGGUCAAAGCCAGGGGGGUUCUCAGUGUCUGGCCCCCAACAUGCCAGCCCCACACCAGAGGAAAGGAACCUUCACCGAUGACCUUCAUAAACUGGUGGACAACUGGGCCAGAGAUGCCAUGAACCUCUCACAGGGUAAGAGGAGUGCCAAACAGCUGCAGCAGGCUCCGGUGCAGGGACACAGCUAUGAGGUUAUCCAGUCAGCCAGUCUGGGCAGGAAGUACUCCGCUCCCAGCCAGCUGUGUCCCAGCAGCAUAGGUGGUUCAGCCCACAUCCCAACAAACUCCAGCACCGCUACCUCUCUGGCUGCCCGAAAGGGCUCUUUAUGCCACCCUCCUGCCUCCUCCACUCCACCCCAACCCCAGCUUCCCCAGUUCAUCCACUACACCCCAACUGCUGCCUAUAGUGCACAAUGGUCUGGUCCGGCUCACAGCCUGUCCACCCCACACCAAGCACCAACACAGCCUCUGCUGGUCAGUACUUCCCAGCCCCUGGGCCCCUACCCCACGCCACAGGGCCAGAUUACAGGCCAGGGGCCACUCCAAGCUUUCCAUCUGACCAACACCCUGCAGAAGUCAGUCAGUAACCCGGGAGGACCCAACUUGAGGACCACGUAGGGCUCAGAGUGAGGGCCGGUUUAAAUCACGGCCUGAGAGGACUGGUGUGAAGUGGAGUGUUCAUCGCUGGAUUGACUACAAAGUGUGAUUUAUUUUAUUUUUGUUGGGAGAGGGGGGGGUUCAGACGGGGGUAGGAAUUAAAAUGUGCAUGAGAAGCCAUCAGAGAAAAGAAGUGCAGCCUUUCUGCUGUGGGCUUGUAGCAAAAGAAAAAGACUCAGAGUACAAUGAUAAAGGCCAAAGAGGUUCUGACAGGGUGUGUGGGCUUGCUGUCAAUAAUUGUCUGCAUGUUUGCUCUAAUGGCUGGUUUACACUUGUUGGAUUUCACGCUCUGACAUGAGUUAACAUAUCUUUACAUAAUAUGGGUUAGCGAGUCGUGCUUACUAGACAGAAGACAUCACAUCAGGCUCAGGAGGAGGAAGAAUGUGGUAGCCAGCUUUUACAAAAUCCAACUUGAGCCCUUCUGUCCAUGCAGUACCUUUUCAUCAAUUCCUGCUGGUACUGAUUUUAAGGCCUCUGCUGUCCAUGUUUAUCAGUCUUUGCUAGAAAUCCCAACAAAAAAACUUGCAACAAUGCAUUUCUUCCAUUGGGGCUGAGCAUUGCUAGCCCUCACAUUAACCGAUAUUGUUGCUUAGUGUUAAGAAUCAAAAUCAUCAGUGUUUCUGACAGCAGUUAGCAUCCUUACAGCAUUACAGGAGGAGAUGCAAAUGGCAGCAGAUAGAAGGGUGAGCUGAGAGCAGAAGACGAGUCCGCGUAACUCGAAUCGAAUGUUUCAGGAAGUCGUUUGGAAGUUGGAGAGCCUUCCUAACCUUUAAAAGCACAAAGCGAAUCAAGAUUAAAUCAAAUACAUAUCGAGACUAGAUGUAGCCCAGCAUCUCCACCGUCUUCUUCUCCCCCUCCCCACCACUUAGUGUGACAAAGUAUUCAAGCAGGUAGAGAGAUCAUCAUCAUCAGCUUCCUGUUUCAGCUCACUUUAUGUCAAUGGGGGUACCAAAUGGGCAGAACAGAUGCUUCACGACUUCUUUCGUCCCUCUCUCUUCACCUCCCUGUUGCCAUUUGAAGCAAUAACAGCAGAAACCUUUUAGAAGAGGACAAAAAAAGCCCAAACACAAGAGAACUCAGUGUGUAAAAGUGACCUUGUUAUCAAGAUAAUGUCCAUGUACAGUUUGUGUCUGUUUUUUUCAAAUGUCUGCUAUGAUGAUUCCAUUUUUUUUGUGUGUGUCGUUGGGUUGGUUCCCUUGUUGCCCCCCCCCACCCCCACCCCAGCUAGCAAUCUGACGCAUACACAUUCACACACCCACGUAACUCUUGUGACAUUCAUAUAAAUACACAAAGCCGCAUACAGUCAUUCACAGACUCAUGUAAAUACAUUCACGCAUUGUUGGAGGUGUAGCAGCCGUCAGACUCGUGGGCCGUGCCUCAGUUCUUAGUGUCAUAAUUAGGUCGGUUUCAAUAUCUGGGUUGAAAUGCAAUGUACAUUAUUGUCAUAGUUAUUGUUGUUAAUGAUUGUUCUAUUUAAAAACAAACAAAAAACAAAACCGUGUUCUGUCAAUGGACCUGUUAUAUGUGCACAUCGCUGUAUGAUGUGGAGACACUGUGAUUAUUGUUGUUUGUUAUUAGCAAAUGUUGUUGGACAACAUUAGUUUUAGGGUGAAUUUAAAAACAAAAAAAAAAGCAUAUGUAGAAUAGUUUUUUGGGGUCCUUUCGCUUUCAAUUCACAGCUUUCCACAAACUAAUUUUUGGAGAUCGGUAACCCCUCUCUCUCUCUCUCUUUUUUCAAUAAGCGUCCUUCUGUCAGUUUACUGAGGACACACUUCCAAACCAAUGCCUUACCAACAACUAACCAACCGCUAUUUCAGGUCAUCUCUAUAAACUGGGUGAAUUGAAAGCCGAAACUGACCUGAGUAUAAAGACAAACCGGAGUGAACGCCAGGAUAGUUGAUAUUUAGAUAAUAAAGUAAAGCUAGCUAUUUUUUUCUUAAUACAGUACUUAUCUAUCAGACACUUUAAAUAGCCCUCCCCUUCCCUUUCUCCCCUGGUUUUGUUAGAUGAAUGUGAAUGUAUAAAAACCAAUGGUGUCCAUUUUUAAUGUACUUGAAAAAAAAAACAACCCUGUCUUUUAUUUUCGCUUGUCUUCGCUACCCCUGACCCCUCUAGAGCCUCCAGCGAUGGCUGGAGGUAUUAAACUAGUGCCUUGCUUCCUUCCUGUUGCUUCUCCAUUGGAGGUUAAAGUGAGCACAUUGGACAGAAUGUGUGGAGGAUAAAAGGGUGUUGCUGUGAAGUUUAGCGGAAGAGGCCUGCAGUGUAUAUGUGCGCGCAUGUUUAGGCCGGGUUGUGAUGAAUCCUCCCGAGUGUAUUUUCUGCAAAAUGGGGAAAUUUGGAGUGAAUUGCUCUGCUGCCGUUUGAACGAAGGUUGAGAUUGACGUCAAAAGACGGAGAAAGGCCACCGUUUGUUAUCAGUGUUGUUUCUAUUGCUGUAUAUUAUUAUUUUUUUCUUCAGUUUUAAGGAGGGAGUUUAUUGAAGAUUGUAUUCGAAGCUUGGACCACUCUGUACUUUGACCCGAGUGCAGCAUACUUGCGGGGAGAGCAUGCCGUGGUACAGUGACAUAAUGUUCUUUUUAAUGUGAGAUCAGCUGAAAUUAAAGACUUGUUUUAGCUUUCUGUCAGGAUUUGAAACUCUGAGGCCAUCAGAGCUAACCAGGAAUGUGAUAUAGGCCAUGAUGUCGCACUCUACUGUCAGAUAAAUUUGGGUUUACUGAAACAUUGUGAGAAGCGCAGGCUAAUGGCCCUGUUUAGGUAUGUCUGAAACCCUGUUUAUACUUGGCGUUUAAAUGUAUCUGGAGGGAUCAGAUCACAUGUGGAUGUGGCACUAAAUAUAAAAAGGACCACCAAGGCACACUGUGAUAGGCUGAGGUAGUCUGCAGUGCAUCAGGCCACUUCUUUGAAGUGUAAACAUUGUUAUGCCCUGAUGCGUCCCCAUCAAGGACUUCAGAGGGAAGCAUGUAACCAGUGCAAGAUGUACAGUAUAGGUCCUUUUUCCUCUUGUUCUGCCUCCUUUGCAAGUCACAAAUGAAUUAUCUGUGUUUGUUUGCUAGCCUUUAACUAUCUAGCAGAAGUCACAUAUACAGGAGGUAUCCAAGCAGUCAGCUGGACACUUUCAGACACUGUAAACAACAGCUGUAAUCUUGUGAUCCGGUCACCCAAGAUGCAUUAUUCAAACAGAGUCUAAAAAAGGUUCGGUAUGUCUAAAUAAGCAACCUAACACUUGAAAAUGCAACUUAAAAAAAAUGUAGCCAAAUUGUGGUUGGUGCAUACAGAUACACUGUGACAUCAUCUUUUUCUGAUACAUUUUAAACUAGUUGGAAAUAACUAGUUGGAAGAAUGAAAGGAAUAAAGAAAAACAAGGCAGGACUUUGUCAGGACCCAUAAAAAUUCUGCAGUGGUGUACCACCAUCCUUGCAGCUGUCUUAUAACCCACGAUGCCAUUUUUUAUGAGGAAAAAUAUUAACGAGGCUGCACAGUUGUCAGCUGUCUUUACAGAAAUUGAAAAACAAACAAAUAAAAAUCAGCUUUAACGAGUUUUUGAGUGAAGGCAUGACAGAGAUGAUGGCAGUCAUGAUGAUUGAUGGAUUUAAAGGAGUACGUGCAAGGCCUCUGGCACCCUCUACUGUUUUUUUUUUUUUUUUUUUUACCUGUAACACAAAUUUGGUACAAACUUCAAAGCUUUGCAUCUUUCCACUGCUUUUUGCCAGAUUGUGUGUAAGUUACUUUGUAAAGUUUGUGCAAAAGAGCAUAGAUCUUUUUUCGUUAUAUUCCUCGAGAAAAAAUAAUGCGACAUUUUUUACUACUAGGCAAGUUUGGUUGAAGCUGUGAAUAGUUAUUGAGCCACUUUGCUUCUGAGUUCUCAAUAUAAGCAUUCUGUCAGACCUGCCACAAACUCAGUGUCAUUUGGGGGUUUUUUUGUCAGUGGAGGAAAAAAGUGGCGUAGUUACCUGCUUUAAUUCACUGGAGCUGUUUGAUUUGCCAGGUAUCAUCCUGGAUCUGCACUUUGCAGCUGCAGAUUUGAGGUUUGGUCAUAUUUUACUGUCUCUCUGUUACGCAAUGAUUACAAUAAAAGGAAUACCUGCUGCGCUGCAAUGCCCCUGCAUGCAGUAUUAUUAAAGUGACAGUUUUAAUAUCAAUAUCAAACUGAGAUUACAGUAGGUUUUGAUGGCUAUGCCCCUGCUGGAAGUGGGUGCAGUUAUUGUGAAGUUUUGGAGUUGUCGUGGAGGAAUUUUACUGUGAAAGGCUCGAAAGUUUUCCAGCACAGGCACUCUUAUUGUGAAGUUUCCUCGAGUUAAAGUGGAAAAGUAGGAUUGUGUGUUUCAGGAGAGGCGUGCACGGUGUAGCAAUAGUUUGAACUCGCUUGCAUUAGAAUCAGUUUCCUGUUGAUGUGUUUUCCAGUUUUCACCUCUUCAGGGCUCGCUUACCCUUUAUGCUUUCCACUGUAGAAGUGCCCACAUGUAAAAAACAAACACAAGAGAGAGGAAAAAAAACAACAAAAGAGAUUCUGCCUUUCAGUGCACACACACAUAAAGCCACAGUCACAGAUACAUGCAACUCCUCGCUGUUUUAUGUAGCUUGCUCCUGUGAAAUGAUGUCUCGAAAACAGCAACAGUUUCUGUGAGCGUUGCUGAAAAUACGUCGAUUUUGUUUCUCGUCUCUCUCGACUCUCACAUUUUGGUUUCUUGAAUUCUCACUUGUUUUAUGUGCCGUUUUACUGUCUCUACCAGCUCCUAAUUUAAUUCAUUGCUUUCCUUUUUCUGUAUUGUGGUUGACGUUGUUCAAACGUGGUCGGAUUUUAAAUAAACAAAUAUGGAAGAAUGAAAGAGAAUAACAAAAAAAUAAAUACAUGUAAGGAGUCAUCGACAGCCUUUAAUGGUAUGUUUUGCACUAAGUAUAGAGUGUUCAAGCUUCUUAUUAAAAACAAAACUUUGCGCUUUGCGCUACAAUACAAUAAAUUUGUUACUUUAUUUGUAAAAACUUAAUAAAUAAAAGUUGUUUAAAUGAA